Molecule: messenger RNA, 4384 nt
Organism: Cydia strobilella
Lineage: Eukaryota; Metazoa; Arthropoda; Insecta; Lepidoptera; Tortricidae
Exons: 13
Coding region: 124-1638 (504 amino acids)
Source: RefSeq, a predicted model, not a curated record
AACUAAAUGUCACUAAAACAUUGAGGUUAUGUUUGUUAUUGAUUUAAUUCUGUGAUUGUUAAUUUUGGAAUCUUUAACGAAAUAACAUUGUAUAUCCAUCAGACAAUUCUCAAAACAGUUAAUAUGUCAGAUUUGGAGGAACCACCAAUGAAAGUAUCAAAGAUGGAUGUAGCACCAUCGUCCCUGGACUCGACCAUGGAGGGUCAGGAGGAGGGCCAGGAGGAGGGCCAGGAGGAAUGGCUGAGCGAGGGAGUCCUCACAGAUGAUGACUAUAUGGCGGCUAAUUCAAGUCAAGAGCAAGCGUCUGAUGCCAACACGACAGCCGAAUCUUCCCAGAAUCUGAAGACGGAACCACAGCAGGAGCCAAAUGACACCAACAUCACUAUGGAACAAAACAUUGAAGAAGAACUAGAAGGCAUGGAGAACACUAAGUUGAGUCCCAACACCAUAGCGGAACCAACAGAGGGUUUGGUGCAGAAAACCGAGGGUCAGCCGCUUGAAACUAUUCAGCAGAACAUUGAAGGGUCACUAAACGAUUUGGAAGACAUGGAGACUUCUGAAAAGCCCAGUCAAGAGCCAGCCAACGCUAUAAAGCCACAGAGCCAGGAACAGCAUGAAGAGCUCGAGACUGCCAUGCAGCAAGAUAUAGAAGACACAUUGAACAAUUUUGAAAGAGUUGAGACUGCUAAGGAUGCAUUCAACGAUCUGGUGAAGAAGGACCCCAAAGAGAGCGAACCCUCGCACUCGGAGCACAGCGAUGAUGGCCACAACACAGAUGAGCUGUUGCGCAUGCUGGGCGAAGACGACAGCAAGAAGAAGAAAGUGCUUUCAACAAUUCGUGAAAAGAAUGCGCGUCGCGUCGCCCGCUCUAGUGAAGAAGACUAUUUUCUCGAGGGGGCGAAAGUGACCAAAUUGAAAGUGGCCAAGAACGCCAUCAUACGGACACAGCCGAUGAAGGCCGAGCCCGAAGACUUCAGCGACAGGGACAGCGAUAUGUCCGACGACGAAGAAAGCACAGUGAAGAGAAUGUAUACUACCAAGCCCCGCCCGAACGCAGGACGAGCGUUGAAAUCGUCGUCAUUCACUAAAGUUAAGACUGAGAAACCUAAACCCACCCUAGUGAAGCAGUACACCAAUUCGAACAAGAAUAAAUCACUUCUCAAACAAAAAACGGAGCACCCGGAGAUCAUCAACGAAGAAGAAUUUUUGGAGGACGACGACUUUGACCUUGACGAGAAUGUCGGCGAAGAAUGGCGACCCGACGACGAGGACGUGACAACAUCGAAGUCGCAGCCGAUCCGUCGUCCCGAGCGGAUGGACGAGGAGAUACCGAGCGACGACGACAGCCACUCUGAGGACGACAGCUUGUAUGACGUGAUGCCAUCUUCAGAUUCAGAUGACAUGGACGAUUGGUUCACAUUGGACAUCCGCGCCGAGCGCGCGGGCGACUAUUUACCUUGGCUGGGUGACAAAGCGCACAAACUCCUAACCGAGGAGAAGCACCGCGUGUCGUCUCGCCUCGCCGCCCUGCGCCAGAGCGUGACAGCACUACAGAGCAGCGGCCGCGUCCAAAGCGACCAGAUCAAGGUCGCCACUGAGGCGCUGCACGAGCUCGAUGCUAUGUUAGCUGCCUCCUGAUUUAUGUGAGCCUGGUACUUCGAUAAUCUUCGAUCUCUUGUUAACUUAGAUUGGGUGACUUAAAUUGCUGUACUUUGUUCAAUAUGAUAUCAGCUGAUCAGCUGAAUUUUAUACUACUACAUUACUACUACUGAUGUCAAAGUCGCCACUGAGGCGCUGCACGAACUCGAUGCUAUGUUAGCUGCCGCUUGACUUAUGUCAGCCUAGUACUUCUUCAGUAUCAAACUCGAAAAUUUGGUUGUCUAAAGUAAUGAAAAUGUUUUCAUCAUUUGAUUUAAAUGUAUUAAACUGUGGAAGUCAAUUAUAAACUGAAAUAGAUAACAUACACUAAAGAAGAAGUGACCAAGUCCACUGGUGGCCGAGGUGGGAAUCGAACCCGCGUCUUCAGCUUACACGGCUAACGUCCCGACCACUAGACCACCCGGUGGCCGGACUUUUUGUUUAUUUCGAAAUUUCCAUUUAAAAUGACCCUGCUUCGAAAUUGGUUUAAUUUAUUAGUAGACUUUAAAUGAAAUCUUAGACAUAAAAUGUGGCUUUCCAUUACAGAAGGGAUGCAAUAUGGACGUUUUUAUCAUAAUUUCUGUUGAAAUUCUUCUCUCAUUGAAAGCCACAAAUUUUAUAUAAAAUAGGUACACUAUGUUGCGUCAAAUACUGCCAUCACACUAAUGGGUACAGGUUUCCUCAAAACAUGUACAAAACUAGUGUAAGUUUUAUAAAAUUAUAACCUAGUCUAAAAUAUAAUAAGGUGUAUUCGGGUAAUUACGAAUAUUUCAGAAUUUCAGGUAAUUUGGAUAAACGCGCAAAGCUUAACGCUAAUGGCGCUGUAAUCGUUUAAAAAUAUAUGUCUUUAGAUAUAUCAAAUAUAGUUGGUCAAACCAAAUUGGCAGUAAAUAAGAACAAAACAAACUAUACUCAUCCUUUUCUUUUGGUUGCUAGUACUAGUGUAAGACAAAGAUAGUAUGAUUCUCCCUGUCUAUGUUUGAAAUGAGACAGCUUAGUCCUUUGACAAACUAUACAAAAAAACAUAAACCACAGACUUAUUCUUAAGUGUUCGAAAUUACACAAUACCUAUUAGCUAGAUAAUCACUUCCAAAAAAACAUCUUGUAUGGACUAUACAGAAUGAUUUCUGGGUCGUGAUCCAGAAUCACUUUCUGACUGUAAAUGAUCCACAUUAUUAUAUGGUAAUAUUUGGAUUAAAAGAUAAUUAGUUUAAUAACAAAACUUCCGUGAGACACAGACAUAUUAAACAUAUUAAUAACGGGUCACUCACGUAUUUUAAGUCGUAAAACGCUCGACAUGUUUCACUCCGUACUCCGUGGGUUUUUAGACUUAUAAUACGUGAGUGGCCCGUUAUUAAUAUGUUUAUUAUAAUUAGUUUAAUUUUACUAUCUUAUACUAAGUAAUAAUAAUCAUGGUCACCCUAUAACUUUUGACAUACACUGUAUGAAAAGACACAAGACGUGACAUUGAGUAGGGUGACUAAAUUUUAAGCAAAAAUGUUUUUUUUUUCUACUUGUCAUAUGAAAAGUAAUCAUCAUUAUUGGUGAUAAUGUUAAACAAUAAUUAACAACAUCAUUUGAAUUUUUAAUUCUGUAUGAUGUCUUGUUCUCUUCCUCCACGACCCCGAAAUCGUCUGUAUUGCGGAAGAACUGAUAUUCUGAUAUGGAAUAUCUAAAUUUAAAUGUGUUACCAUCAAGAAAUAUAUGAGUGCACACAUCUUACUCAGGAAUAUGUCCCAAACUCUUAAGGGCCCUCCACACUCAUGCGCGAAUCACGGCGCGAAGCCGCGAACGCGAGUGUGGAGUCUAGUUCGCAUUCAGCGAAAUCGACUCCACAUUCGCGUUCGCGGCUUCGCGCCGUGAUUCUCGCAUGAGUGUGGAGGACCCUUUAGCUUUUGUGUGGGCGAAUCAAGAAAUAUGGGACAUACUUUUGAUUGAGUAAGUUGUCUGCACCUACACAUGUGACGUUUUCAACCAAAAGGUACCACAUUGUCGCUUGUCGAUAAGGUUGAUUUCAAAUUGAAAUAUGGAAAUAGCGCCUUAUUGACGACCGACAAUAAGUACCCUUUUGGUUGAGAAUGGCACACAUAUUAUUAAACUUGAAUAACUGUACAUCAACUUAUAAAUAAACACUAAAGGAUUUUAAAUAUUUGUCAGAUAUUAUAUGAUAUGACAAUUUAUUUUAAAACUUAUUAAACUUAAAAAUACUAAUAUAUAAUCCAAUCCAUCCUUUUCUUUUUUAUAACUGAUGUUAGGGAAGGUUACACUUAGUUUAAAGUUUGUUUAGUGAUAUUCCGCGUGUAAAAAGCAAUAAUUAUUUUCUAUGUUCCAAAUAAAAUGUAAUGAUUGUGUUAAAACGUCGAAGAAUUUAGGACAUCUUGGAAAGGAUAUAAAGGGAAAUAUAUUUCCCGCCUUUAUUUCAAAGUUAUUAGGGUGCAAUUUUGUAUACUUUUGACACGUUACGACUGUUGAUAAGAUUAGUAGUAGUUGGGGGUAAGAUUUGAUCAGAAUAUUAUAAAUUCUUUUGAAAAUGGGGGUUUUGCCGAGUUUCAAAUAUUUCUUGCGAAAACAACUCUGAACUCGCCAUAACAAAAAUGCCCCGUUUUUAUUAGUAUUUAUAAUGUAAAUGCGCAUGAGCUUGUAAUUUGAUCAGAACUUUUGUCUGUGUGUAGCUUGUUCGGUAGAUGUGCGCCUGUAUUGUGUAAGAUGAAAUGUUAUGGAUAAUUAUAUUUUUGAUUCCAUUCAA